UUCCUGCUUCCAGUGAUGGCGUCUGCUGAUCUGAGAGACGAGCUGACCUGCUCCAUCUGCCUGAACAUUUAUACAGAUCCUGUAACCCUGACAUGUGGACAUAGCUACUGCCGGGUCUGCAUUGACAAUGUGCUGGACACACAGGGGGUGAGAGGACAUUCCUGUCCUGAAUGCAGAAAAUUAUUUAACACAAGACCAGACCUGCAAAGAGCUCUAACACUGCGUAACAUAGUGGAGAGUUUCCUAUCUACUCACCCAGAGCAGGAGGAGGUUGGGAUCUCCUGUACUUACUGUAUUCACUCCUCUGUACCUGCUGCUAAAACAUGUCUGCACUGUGAAGCUUCUCUGUGUGAAGCCCACCUGAGGGUCCACAGCCAGUCAGCAGAACAUGUCCUAACUGAGCCCACCACUUCAUUGGGAGACAGAAAAUGCUCCAUCCACAAGGAAAUCCUGAAAUAUUACUGCUCUGAGGAUGCUGCCUGUAUCUGUGUGUCCUGCAGUGUGGCCGGAGAGCACAGGCGACACGCGGUGGAGACUCUGAAUGAGGCCUCUGAGAAGAAGAAGGAGAAACUGAGAAAUAUUCUGCAGAAACUGACCUUAAAGAGAGAGGAGGCUGAGAAAAGAGUCCAGAGCCUGCAGGAGCUCAGGAGAGAAGUGUCAGAUAAAGCAGCUGGGGUAACAGAGGAAGUUACUGCCCUGAUUAGGGGUAUCAAGGAACAGCUGGAAGCUCUAGAGCAGCGAGUCCUGAGUGAGAUCUCCAGGCAGGAAGAGCAGGUCUCACUCCGAGUCUCAGAUCAAAUCCGGCAGCUGGAAAUAAAGAAGGAGGAUCUGUCCAGGAAGAUGGGUCACAUUGAGGAGCUGUGUAACAUGACGGACCCAUUAACUGUCUUACAAGGACGGGAAUCAGACAGCGCUGACUAUUGUGAUACUGAGGAGGGAGAUAAUGAGGACAGAGAGAGAGAUGAUAACAAGGUCCGUGCUGUAGGGGAUCUGGAUGUGGGUCUGAUCUCAGUGACCUUACACUCAGGAUUAGCUGGGAUUGUGACCGGAGUAAAGAGACAGAGCCAUGUACCGGCUAAUAUAUUACUGGGGGUAAACACGGCUUCAGACAUGUUACUGAGGGUAAACACGGCUUCAGACAUGUUACUGAGGGUUAACACGGCUUCAGACAUGUUACUGAGGGUAAACACGGCUUCAGACAUGUUACUGAGGGUAAACACGGCUUCAGACAUGUUACUGGGGGUAAACACGGCUACAGACAUGUUACUGGGUGUAAACACGGCUGCUAAUGAUGUAACUGUAUCGGGUGAUAUGAAAACUGUAUCCAGGUCAGGAAUAAACCAGAGACGCCCAGAAACACCAGAGAGAUUUCAGUAUAAUCAGGUUUUAAGCUCCAGGAGUUUCUCCUCGGGGCGACAUUACUGGGAAGUGGGGGGCAGUGAAUCAGGGGGAUGGAGGGUAGGGAUGGCCUAUCGCAGUAUAGCCAGGAAAGGAGAUCAGUCAGAGAUUGGAAAUAAUAACAAGUCCUGGGGUUUGGGGAGGUGGAUUAAUAAACAGUAUAAUGUGAUACAUGACAGUAAUUACAUCGUGUUAUCCCACCGCCCCCCUUCCCGCGUGAGAUUGCGGAUAUUCCUGGACUACGAGGCCGGGCGGCUGUCCUUUUAUGAGCUGUGUGACCCCAUCAGACACUUACACACCUUCACUGCCACCUUCACUGAGCCGCUUCAUGCUGUAUUCGGGGUAUAUGGGGAUAAUGCCUGGCUGAGAAUGUAUUGAAUGAUUAAUUAAUCUAAUUAAAGAGAUUUAAUCCCGGAGUGGGAAUCACGAGACGGUAAUACUGAUCUCGGUGUGGGCGGAGCUUCAUAACAGGGUUAGCUCCGCCCACUUGACCUGGGACUGGGCGGGGCCUGUUACUAAGCAACAGCUGCUCUGUGUGUCACUGUGUGUGAUUGUGGGUGAAUGUUACUGACAUUAAAGCAGAAUUACUCAAUACAGACAAACGUCUCUAUAAUUAAACUAUAGUCACAGCGUGUAUCCUGCA
Molecule: messenger RNA, 2041 nt
Organism: Pelobates fuscus (common spadefoot toad)
Lineage: Eukaryota; Metazoa; Chordata; Amphibia; Anura; Pelobatidae
Product: E3 ubiquitin-protein ligase TRIM39-like
Exons: 1
Coding region: 16-1776 (586 amino acids)
Molecular function (GO): zinc ion binding; protein binding
Source: RefSeq, a predicted model, not a curated record